AUGGAUACAAACUCGGUAGAUGCCUCCAAGGCUACGAUUUUGUUAAUGGGACUAAGAAGAGGUGGUAAAUCAUCCAUUUGUAAAGUUGUUUUCCAUAAUAUGCAACCUUUGGAUACAUUGUAUUUGGAAUCAACUACUAGUCCCACCCAGGAACAUUUCUCUACGUUAAUCGAUCUUGCUGUCAUGGAAUUACCAGGCCAGUUGAAUUACUUUGAACCAAGUUAUGAAAGUGAGCAAUUAUUCAAAAGUGUAGGUGCUUUGGUCUAUGUUAUUGACUCACAAGAUGAAUAUUUGAAUGCAUUGACGAACCUUGCGAUGAUUAUUGAGUAUGCUAAGAAUGUUAACCCAUAUUUAAAUGUCGAAGUUUUGAUACAUAAAGUGGAUGGUUUGACCGAGGAUUUCAAAAUGGAUAUUCAAAGAGAUAUCAUGCAGCGGAUAGGUGAUGAAUUACUGGAUUUGGGAAUUGAGGGUAUACAGUUGUCGUUCUAUUUGACUUCUAUAUUUGAUCAUUCGAUAUACGAGGCAUUUAGUCGUAUUGUACAGAAAUUGAUACCGGAACUUCCAUUUUUGGAGAACAUGUUAGACAACUUGGUACAGCACUCUAAGCUUGAAAAAUGUUUUCUAUUGGAUAUUAAUUCUAAGAUAUACGUCUCUACAGAUUCUUCCCCUGUAGAUAUUCAAACGUAUGAAGUGUGUGCAGAAUUCGUGGACGUUACUAUCGAUUUACAAGACUUAUACAAGGGAAAGCUGCAGAGCGCAGACAAUAAAAAAGGAAAUGAAAUGAAAAGUGUUUCUGUACUCAAUAACGGGGUUAUUAUUUACUUAAAACAAAUGAUAAGAGGUUUGGCCUUGGUAACCCUAAUGAGACCAGACGAUACUGAUAUAGAAUCCAGGUUAACCGUUAUGGACUAUAAUGUGGACAUCUUUAAAAAGGGUUUAGAGAAAAUAUGGGAAAAAUCCAAGCUUAUUACAGAUUCUGAUGACAAUACCAAGAAUAUUCACAGUGGAAACCAGGUAACAGUCAGUAAUGCGUCUGCGACGUAUUAA
Messenger RNA from Kluyveromyces marxianus DMKU3-1042, 1047 nucleotides. RefSeq names its product Gtr2p (gene GTR2). The record is from RefSeq and is a predicted model, not a curated record. The transcript has a single exon. Gene Ontology annotation, molecular function: GTPase activity; GTP binding. Bases 1 to 1047 code for a protein of 348 amino acids. NCBI's taxonomy places the organism in Eukaryota, Fungi, Ascomycota, Saccharomycetes, Saccharomycetales, Saccharomycetaceae. Gene Ontology annotation, cellular component: nucleus; fungal-type vacuole membrane; Gtr1-Gtr2 GTPase complex. Gene Ontology annotation, biological process: cellular response to amino acid stimulus; regulation of autophagy; cellular response to starvation.